This is a messenger RNA of Rhagoletis zephyria (snowberry fruit fly), 780 nucleotides long. NCBI's taxonomy places the organism in Eukaryota, Metazoa, Arthropoda, Insecta, Diptera, Tephritidae. The record is from RefSeq and is a predicted model, not a curated record.
AUGGUUGGGCAGGUCAAGGAGAUGCUGCUGCCGCCAAAAGAAGGUGCAAGUAAUGAUCAGGUGAAACCUUCCGGCGUUGCCACUUCUACUCCAGUCAAACCGCCGACCACCAAGUCACCACCACCUUCCCAGCCACCGAAAAGCAAGAUGAUCUUUGCAACCAAGCCCAAGCCUGGUCCCUCUACUUCAGCUGCUGCCCCCCAACCGUUUUCUGGCCUCUACAAACGAAUGGCCGAAGAGGAUGGCGUUAACACCAGCAGCAAAAACCGUCAGCCAAACAAGAAGAAAGCGGUCACUGAGGGUGACGUGGCCUUCAGCACUUCUGAUGAGGUGCUGGUGAUCAUUCCAAUAGAGCAAGCUCUAAUGGAAAAUGGAAUGGAUUCAAGCACCUUCGGUGCUGGUGGCGGUGGCGGUGACGCUGAACUGAUAAACAACAUUGACAUUGCCAACAUUCACCUUCCAAACACUUCCAAAGAGCAGCAGCAGCCAGCAAAAUCGGGAAAGCAUCCCUGCACUGAGCCGAACUGUGGCAAGCACUUCUUAAGCAACGCUGGUCUCAAGCGUCACCUUCGAACGCACAGCAAGGUAAAACCAUUCGGGUGCACCUAUUCUGGCUGCUCGCUGGAGUUCGGUCAGCGCGAAAACGCCCUCCGCCACAUUCGCAAUAUACACCUGAAGAAGAAGGAGAAACCUGGGGAAGAUGCUGAGGGGGAGGAUCCAAAUGAUGAUGAACCGGCCGAUCCAGCCGCCUAUCUCAGCGUGAAAGAGGAGCUCCUCUAA